Molecule: messenger RNA, 3001 nt
Organism: Nilaparvata lugens (brown planthopper)
Lineage: Eukaryota; Metazoa; Arthropoda; Insecta; Hemiptera; Delphacidae
Exons: 6
Coding region: 182-1975 (597 amino acids)
Molecular function (GO): nucleic acid binding; zinc ion binding
Source: RefSeq, a predicted model, not a curated record
UACUGGCACUCCUGGAUGCAAGCACAGCCACAGAACAAGCAAAUGACGAAAUUACAGACGAAAUGGACUCUGCUUUCUCCUGCUUUGUCUACAACAAUAAUUAUUGUGGAAAAUAGCAGUUUAUGGUGUUUAAUUCAAUUUUCUAGUAUAUAGUUGACUUUUAACUUCUGGAUUUUUACAGAUGUCUACCUCAAUGGAUGGCGAAGAUGAUGUAAAUAGUCAGGAUGAGCUGAGUGAGAUAGAGGCUCGUCUCUACUCCAUAGUCCACUACAACGAUCUCUCGAAGCCGCUGGACGAGAGCAUCGCUUCUCAAUACGACAUCGAGGUCACCGCCGAUCAGCAGAUCAUAGUCACUCUCAAAGGUCAACCUGAUGAGGGGGGUGAGGCCAGUGAAGCCAAGCGACAGAAACUGAGUGAAUUUGGGGGUAGCGGUGACUGUGCUACGGACCAAAAAAAUAAUCAAAGUAGUGCUCAAAGUGAUGGAAUUUUAGGAGAAAUUGAUAAGGACAAAAUUACUUCACAAACUAAAACUUUAGGAGAUAUUGAUAAAGGAGACGGUGAUGUUUUAGUUUUAACCGUAGAAGAAUCUGAAGGCUUAGAUAACACAUCUGAAACAAAUCCUCCAAAACCUGAUGAAAGGAGCAACCAUCAACGAUUUGACCCCGCUGUUGACAAUAGUGUGAGUAAUAAGGGUAAUGAAUCCUUUAACGGUGGUGUUAGUCCGGGUAAAAAGAAGAAGAUUAAAAAGAGAGGGAGAAAGAAAGACAAUGAGUGGGUUGUUGAUUUAACGUCAGAUAACGAGGAUUCUGAUUGUCUAGUUGUUAGUGACGAAAAAAAAGGUAACGUGGAGGAUGAUGGUUUGGUUUUAAAUGUAUUGGGUGAUGUUGAAAUUGAAAAUGAAAAUUCACUUCCGACUACAAAUAAGACUGAAGAAAAAAUUGUUGAAGGUGAGAAAAGUGCGGGGAGAGUUGAUGUGAGUGGAAAAACUGUUGCUAAUGGAAGUGUGGAGCGAGAACGUUUAAAGUCGAACAAAAAACAAAGAAGAUCGAGAAUAAAGAUGAAAAGGAAAAGUUUCAAUUGUCCGAAAACGUGGACGGCGUCAAUGGUGAAAUUCUACUGUAAGACUUCUAAACUACGAGAAAAUUUCAAUCAUGAUACGCUCCUCGUCAAAAUGAGAGCCAGCAACAUUCCGCGUGACAAGUGGGUUGUCUCGAAAGUGGACAAGCGGCCGCCCAACAACCGGCUGUCCCACACGCGGUGCGACCGCUGCCGUCAGUUCGGUCACGUGAGCCGCUUCUGCAUUGAGCCAGUCAAGCCCAUCAUCUGCUACAUGUGUGGGGGCCACGGACACCGCGAGAGCAGGUGUCCUGAGCGCAAGUGCUUAAAUUGUGGCAGAGAAAGUGACAUCUAUGUGGAGAUGUGCGCCGAGUGUCAUUGCGCCAUCAGCGAAGGCAUCCUCUACUGUGCGAUCUGCAACAGUCUCACUCACCACACUAAUCUCUGCCCCAACCUCUGGAGGGCAUUCCAUAUGACUACAACAUCGGGCCCCCUAAUGGUGCCGCACACGGACAUGAGCCGACGAAAGUUACACUGCUCCAACUGCGCAAGCGAAGGUCACAUGUUCCACGAAUGCCGCAACACGUUCCACGUGACCCCCUUUGCGCUGUGCGCCGUCUCACCUGUUGUGCCCGACUACAGCCGUAUUGCGCAGCACUUUGCGCAGUUGCGUGGCGACCAGCACUUGUGUAUUGCGCUCCAGUUGAGGAACGACCAGUAUCAACGGUUGGCAGCAGCUGAGGGAUGCUCGUUCCUGCAGGAGUUGAGUGAUACGGAGAAUGUGACUCUUCGCAUGCAGGAGCAGAGCUUGACUAUUGAGGGGGAGCAUGAAGCCUACUACCCGGUGUGUAGGGCGGUCGCCAUGUUUCUGGCUCAGGGUAACUGUGAAACUGUUGAAACUGUUUCUCUUUUGGAGUGAUAGAGGUAAUCAGUUGCAGUGUCUGAAUACUGUUGUAGGGUAAUAACAGUUCUGUGUAACUGUUUCAUUGGUCAUCUAUUAGGGUUAUCACAGUUACACUGUUCCUUGGCCAGGAUAACCGCUAGAAUACUAGAUAACCGCUUAAUCAACAGAUCUCAAAAUGGAAAUUCAUCCCCAGUUAUUCUUAAGAGAUUCCGUAUGUAAAUAGAUUGGAAACGAAAUCCAUAUAGGUGGCUGUGCUACUUCAACUGGUGACCUUGUCAAAAAUGUACUCUGGUUAAUCUGGGGUUAACUAUUGCAACACCUACUUAUAGAAUAUUAGUGAUAUGUUGUUUUUAGGAAGUCCCUUUUAACUGCUCGUGCUAUAGUGAUCCUCCUCUUUAGAAACGUAUAACAUACUUUACUGUAUUGAUGGAAGAGUACACCUGACAGAUUGUUAUCAUGCAGUUGUGAACAGGUCACUUAAUGUAUUUAUUAAUUGAAUAGAGCAAAAAAUACAAUUAGAAAAACUAAUUUAUUGACCUAGUUCUUUUCUCUUUCUUAUUCGCUUCAGUUUAUUUAAUAUUGAGAACAUGCUAGUUAAUUUUGAAGAUCUGAUUCAUUGAUCUAGUUUCUUCUCAUUGUGAUCAAUUUAAUAAUAAACAUGAGCGAGUUUUUUCGAGUUAACCCAUCUAUUUCACAAUUAUUCAUCCAUAUUCUUUGUUACCAUUCAUUUAAGUAAGCUAGGCAGGAAAUUGUAUCCUUGUCUUGAAAUAUGAUAUUUGAAAAUCAAUUUCAAUCUAAAUGUCGAAAUAUUUGUCACAUUUUUUUGCCUGUAGCAUUUAUCUUAGUAAUGUAGGAGGGGAAUUAUUGUGAAGAUAGUUCAGUCACGAGAAUAGGUAUGGCAAGUGAAGAAUACGUGAAGCCUACGUGUGGUUGGCUGCCCUGUUGAUUAGUGCAAAACAUACAUCAAGAGAAACAGAGCAAAUAUUCCCUUCUCAUGCCUCUACAAUUUAAAACAUAUAUAUGAACUAUCUAUGACAUUAU